Molecule: messenger RNA, 1895 nt
Organism: Hylaeus volcanicus
Lineage: Eukaryota; Metazoa; Arthropoda; Insecta; Hymenoptera; Colletidae
Exons: 13
Coding region: 114-1889 (591 amino acids)
Biological process (GO): retrograde transport, endosome to Golgi
Cellular component (GO): Ric1-Rgp1 guanyl-nucleotide exchange factor complex; Golgi membrane
Source: RefSeq, a predicted model, not a curated record
UUUUACUGUUACUUAAAAUAACUGAGAACACGAAAUUAUUCUUUACCCAAUUUAGCGAAGAAUUGCUGUAGUGAUAUGUUAAGAGUAUUCACGGCAUGCUGAACUUAUAAAAGAUGACAUUACUAGAAUGGAGUGAAGAAGAUUAUUUUGUGAGACCUUUACCGCGUUUUCCUCAACGUAUAGCAGUGGAUGUUUUCUAUGAUCAUCGCAAGUAUCUUCCGGGUGAUGUGUUUCGUUGUCAUAUAGAAAUACGACCUCCUUCUUUUUGUUUUAAUGUUCCCAUGAGUCGACUUGACGAGUUUAAAGAAAACUUUACUCUUGACUUAUUUACCGCUCAAUUCAUAGGAGUUUGUACUGUUAAAGAUGAAGCUUAUUUGCAUUAUUUAAACCUUUAUAAAGAGUCAACUCAAUUAUGUAAAAUAGAACAAAAUCAUUUUUAUUGUCACUUAAAGAAUCAGUGCAAUGAAAUGUAUCCGAAAAUAUCUUCUUUCCAAAAAAAAAAAGACUUGGUUUUCACUGAUUCACUUGAUCAUACGCCCUCAACAAGGGUGUAUCCCGAUAUAUGUUAUGAUCCAAUCCACGAAUCUAACAAGGUUCUCUUUGUCAAAUCAUCACCUCAUUGUAUAGCCGAGAAGCAAAGUUUUUUUCCUACUGAAGAGUCUUUCGAUGACAGUCAAGAGAUGGUUGCAACAUAUGCAUUCGAGUGUUUGAUUCCAUUAGACAUUCCCCCAACGUUUAUCGGUGAUAUUUUUAGUUAUACGUAUUUUAUAUCUUUUGUCAUGUCGCGGAAUCGAUCCUGUGCAGAAAAAAUAUUUCAUAUUCUUGCACCUGUUAUUCUUGGGGGAUCACAUCAUUCUAAUACAUCUCAACCCAAAUGUAUUGUGGAUACCUGUUUUGACAAUGGAUCACCUGAUCAACAAAGGAAACUAUCUUAUAAAAAUACACCCUACAGUACAUUCAAUUUUCGCAGUCAUUCAUGGAAAGGAGGUACACCUCAACAUCAGUAUAAAAAAUUACAGCCGUUAACUACAAAAACAGUAAUACCUUACGCAUUAGAAAGUUUGAAAGAAUGGUACUACCCAACAUCCGAAUCUAGGAUAGAAGUCGUUGCGGCAUUAAAUGAACUUGGAAAAUAUACGUCGAACGCGACUGCAGUAUCAUCUCACCAAAUUCUGCAUAUGGCUGAAGACACUGUUCGUCUUUCAUACCAGUCCAAUUUGAUUGCUGAAUUACAUUUAUUUAAAAAUAAUGAAAAAUUGCAACACUCCUCCAAUAAAAAAUUAGAUCCUUUGUUUAAGGUUUAUGAUCCUACUUAUUAUGUGACUGUGUAUACGGGAGAUGAAUUUAUAAUCCAUUUUGAUUUUACUAAUGCAGUGCACAAAACUUUUGAGAUUCAUUCAUAUAUAAUUCGUGAAGAAAUUCCGCGUGAAGAUUCUCGUGAAAAAAACAGCAUCUUCCCUUUUCAACGCCUUUUUCAAUCAAAAAGAAAUACAACGGAUGUUCAUAGGAAAAUUAUAUUAUGUGAUAAACAAAUUGUUGUAAAUCAAACACAAUGCACAGUUUUUUUCCCGAUUUCAUCUUCGUGGUGUCCAACAAUGUCGUCUACCUUAGUGAAAGUGAAAUAUUUCCUUUUAUUUAAACUUUUAUGUGCUCCUCUUGCUUCCCAACUCUCAGACGAAAUUCUUCAAGUGUUCUGGACUACAGGGAUAAAUAUAUUCACUCAACAUACAACAAACGACCAUGGUAUGGAUUUUUCUUGUGAUAUCUACAAAACGGAAGCUACUAACGAUGAAAAAAAUGAAAACCUUUUUCCAAUGUACUCGAAUGUUGAGAACAUAUGUAAUUUUGGUCCUCGGGCGUAUCAGGCUCACAAGGCAUUUUUAAUAUGAUAUCGA